UCCUAAAUGAUCAUUAUCACAGAUUAUUUGGCAUCAAAACAUUUUUAUCACACCCUCAUAUGCUCCUUUUUCUGUCUAUAAAAAGGGCAGAGUUGAAGGGUUUCUUUACUGGGUGUGUGAAAAUCAUUAACGCACUAUACAGGUUGAAAACAAAGGAGGCAGAAUGUCAAGAACAGCAGCAGAAACACACAUUAAAGAGCUUGGAAAAAUCUUUGAUAUAUGUGCUGCUAAAGAUGGAGACAGUAAGACAAUGAAUUAUAAUGAAUUUGAGGAAAUGAUUAAUACCAAUUUCCCAAACAUUGCUAAGGGGCAAAACCUGAAAGAAAUGAUGGCUAAGUUGGAUAAGGACUGCAGUGGUGAACUGGACAAGACAGAAUUUGGCAAAUGCAUAGGAAAUUUCAUUGCAAAAUGCUAACAAUAUUUUGAUACAAAGAGUUGCAAAACAAGCUGUAAACAUAAUUUAUAUGUGUUACAUACAUGGAUACAUUGCAUACAACUGUAUAUAAAAUAUUUAAUAAAUGGAAUAAGUAAAACAUU
This is a messenger RNA of Protopterus annectens (West African lungfish), 537 nucleotides long. RefSeq names its product protein S100-G-like. The transcript has 3 exons. Bases 164 to 415 code for a protein of 83 amino acids. Gene Ontology annotation, molecular function: calcium ion binding. Lineage: Eukaryota; Metazoa; Chordata; Ceratodontiformes; Protopteridae. The record is from RefSeq and is a predicted model, not a curated record.